This is a messenger RNA of Scheffersomyces coipomensis, 1455 nucleotides long. RefSeq lists its product as uncharacterized. Lineage: Eukaryota; Fungi; Ascomycota; Pichiomycetes; Serinales; Debaryomycetaceae. The coding region runs from base 1 to 1455 and encodes 484 amino acids. The record is from RefSeq and is a predicted model, not a curated record. Gene Ontology annotation, molecular function: LPPG:FO 2-phospho-L-lactate transferase activity. The transcript has a single exon.
AUGACAAGUGAAGAGAACUUUAAGCUAGUAGUACUUAGCGGUGGUACUGCUACAAAUGAAUUAGUAUCCGUGUUUAAAUCAAUCGCUCCAACAGUAUCAUAUAUUCUUCCCAUUCUGGAUAAUGGAGGUUCAACAUCUGAGAUCAUUAGAGUCAUCGGCGGACCUGCCAUCGGUGAUAUAAGAUCAAGAUUAACCAGAUUGAUUCCACCUCAUAAGGAAUCAUUACGAGUAUUGCUAAGCUUUCGGUUAUCCUCCGAUCCUGCUAUAGCGAAAGAUGAGUGGAAUUCAAUCGUUGAUGGUACGCACAAACUUUGGUCUGAUAUCAACACGUCAACCAAAGAGAUCUUUCGGGCAUUUUUCAUUCAUAUCCAUGUUGAAUUAUUGAAACGGUCCAAAUAUCAAUAUUCUCAAAGUUCCUCGAAGAAACAAUUCAGAUAUGAGCUUGCUAAUAUAGGAAAUUUGUUUUUAACUGGUGUUCGAUUGUUUGUUGGUUCGCUUGACUCAGCCAUUGAAUUAUUUUGUAAGUUAGCAGAGAUUGAUUCUCUGAUAGAAGUCUUACCAUGCAUCAAUACCAAUUUCACAUAUCAUAUAAGUGCUUUACUUGAAAAUGGAUUAAUCAUAACGGGUCAAUCACAAAUUUCACAUCCAUCUCAUAGAGAAAUAGUCAUAGACGUGUAUCCACCACCGAUUGAUAGAACUAGACCAUCAUCUCCUACCGAAGAUAUGAUAAGAACAAGUUAUUUCGGAACACCUGCUUUGGAUGGUAUUAACAUUGAUGUGCCGAUUAAUGAAGUAGCUCUUUCUAGAAACUCUUAUUUGGUGCCUGAGCUGGUUGAUGAAGAAGAUGACGAUGAAGAAGAAUUAGGUAAUGUACCUCAAUACACUCAUCCAGAGUUAAAGAAAUCACAAUUACAUUUCAACAAGACAGAUAUAGAGCCAUUGCUUUCCCCAAUAAAACGUAUAUUUUACGUUUCUCCUUAUGGACAAGAAAUACGGCCUACUGCUCCUCAUACAGUUACAUCAUGCAUAGCCAAUACAAACGUGUUGAUUUAUUCCAUUGGAUCACUUAUGACAAGUAUAGUACCCAUAGUGAUUCUUAAAGGUGUUGGUAAAGCUAUUGCUGAAAAUAAAACCACGAAAAAGAAAAUCUUACUUUUGAAUGGUUGCUUUGAUAGAGAAACUUUUGGAAUGGCCGCUGUUGAUUUCCUUAAUGUUAUCAUUCAACUGGCAAGGUACUCUGAACAAUCUGACGAUGCAGAUACUGUUGAUUGGAGUAAUUAUAUCAGUCAUCUUGUGUUCAUGAAUGACUCUAACAUUCACGUUGAUAAAGAGUAUUUAGAGAGUACCAAAAAUAUUAAGUGUGUAGAGGUGAAGAGACAAGGGGAGAGUGAUUUCUUCGAUACAAAUAGUCUACAAGAAGCAUUGAAACAUAUUGUAUAUAAUGGUUUAGAUUAG